AUGUCUCAGAGGCUCCUCCAAACAAACCUGAUUCACGCCAGGGCUGCACAGGACAUUCUGUUGCAGUGCCUGGCGGAAAGAGGUGGAGGGCUGGCUAUCGCCGCCGACCCAUAUAGGAUCCCCGACGAUCAUCCAAAUUGGGCCGGGGAUACCUUGGGCAGGGUGGCGAUAGUCAGCCAGCACGCACGCGACGCCCCGCCAAUGCUCCUGGUGGAGUCCGGCGAGAGCUUCGUCCUGGUCGAGUGGGGACCCAUCGACGUCCGCAGAGUUUACUCCCCCCCGAGUCUCAGUCGGGGGGAGUACGAGGCGGCCCUGGAGCAGGCGGGAGAGGCCAUCUUCAGGCGCUCUCCCAGGCCUAUCAUCAUGGGAGAGGAUUUCAACGCUCACGCGGUCGCGUGGGGGUCCCCGACCACGAACCCCAGAGGCCGUCUUACCCUUGAGUUGGUGGCGGGACUCGACCUUGCUUUGCUCAACCGAGGUCGAGUCAGCACCUUCGUGGGUGGCCGUGGUGAAUCCAUAGUGGAUCUCACGUGGGCCUCUCCGGACGCCCUAGACAGGGUCAGAGCCUGGAGAGUGGAGGCCGCUCGGGGAGCUUACCGAUCACAGGUUGAUCGAGACGGAGGUGGCCUCCACACCCGCGGAGGUGCGAGCGAGAAUCCGCCGCCAAUUGGCGGAGAGGAGAUGGGUCCUCAGAAAACUCGAUCAGGAGGCCCUCGAGGUCAGCCUCACGGUGUCUACGUGGGCUGA
This is a messenger RNA of Solenopsis invicta (red fire ant), 747 nucleotides long. RefSeq lists its product as uncharacterized. Gene Ontology annotation, molecular function: catalytic activity. The record is from RefSeq and is a predicted model, not a curated record. The coding region runs from base 1 to 747 and encodes 248 amino acids. The transcript has a single exon. Lineage: Eukaryota; Metazoa; Arthropoda; Insecta; Hymenoptera; Formicidae.